This is a messenger RNA of Peronospora belbahrii, 1038 nucleotides long. The record is from the annotation of a GenBank genome assembly. NCBI's taxonomy places the organism in Eukaryota, Oomycota, Peronosporomycetes, Peronosporales, Peronosporaceae.
AUGGUUUUGACAAGGUGGACAGGAGUGUCACUAGUGGCAUCUAGUGCUCUUUGUGCAGCAUUAGGCGCUUAUUUGGGUCGAUACUUUCUUCUUCGAGACUGGAAAGGACGUCUACAAAGUGAUGACGUAUUAGUGAAAGAUCUGGAGCAAGAAAUUAAGCGACAGAAACACCUACGUGCGCAGGAACGGACCGGUCGGACAAAUGCUGAACGAGAGGCGCGUGAAGCUCUGCAACGGCAACAAGAAGCGAUAGGCUACAGAUUUGAGGCGAUUGCUUGUGUGGAUUCAUGUUUUGUAGAUCGACGUGGUACGCCGAGGCAAGGUGGUCUUGUCAAGAAUUCAAGAGCACGCAUCACGUUCAAGACAAACAUCCCAUCAGCGUCUCUUCAAUGUCUUGAUCAGUUUAGCCAUUUGUGGGUGCUCUUUGUCUUUCAUGAGAACACCAACGUUGCAAAAGGAAAGACGAAAUCCACCUUCCCGGCUAAAAUUGCCCCACCUCGACUAGGAGGAAAGAAAGUUGGCCUCUUUUCAACACGUACACCACAUCGUCCAAAUUCGAUUGGUCUUUCGGUCGUCAAGAUAGAAGCUGUUUAUGAUCGGUGCAUUGAGAUCAGUGGCCAUGAUCUUGUAAAUGGCACGCCUGUGCUGGAUGUAAAACCAUACGUACCUGCAGACAAUGUACUGGACCACAUUAUACCAGAUUGGGUGGCUGCUGACACGGAUGUGAUCGCAAGACCUGUCGAGUUCAUGCCAGAAGCUACGGUGUCACUGACAGAACUCGUGAAUGCAAACUUGUCGUCUUUUUACUCCAAUGUCGUAGAUUUAAAGACUGCGAUUGAGCAAAUGCUUGUCUUGGAUAUUCGUAGCGUGCACCAGGGACGCGGAAAGGCUACCGAGACCCAGCAAUUUCAGUGCCGUUUUGAUACAGUGCAGAUCGAGUUUACAACGUUGGAUGAGUGUAUCCGUGUGUUAAGUUGCACACGUUAUACCACGCCACAGGAAUCACGGGUCCUAUUGAAACAACAGCAGGAGGAAUAG